AGAGGGAACGGGAAGGGGAAGGAUGCGAGGAAAAUGCGAGGACCGUCUCCGAUUACUGUGGAGGGGAAAAUCAUAGUGACGAAACAAUCUUCUUUGUGGUUUCACUAAAGAACCAGUGCUGUGCUGUGGGGGUGUGCAAUACAUCAAAGCGCCACCUUAAUAUACCGUAACGCAUCUCUCGCGCUCGCUCCAUCAUCAACCAGUGCGACUCUCACUCACUCUCUCUCUCUCUCUCUCUCUUACACACACACACACACACACACACGCACGCAAACGCGUUGCUCGCGGCUCUGCCUAGCUGUAGAGUGUGUGUAUAUCGAUGCUAGUCCGCACGGUCCUCCCUACCUGCGCUUCAUUUCACCGCAAGCAUCUGGAAAACAUCACCGUCGAGGUGCGAGAGCAGGGGCUUAAAGGCAGUUUUACAAAAGAAAGCGGGAUCCAAGCGAAACGCGGGGAACAAGAACAAGGACUCUGAGGGCGGCGGAGGAGGGGAGAGAGGGCGGAUGUUAUUUUGGUUCGGAUAAUGCUUGUUCGUCACCGCCGCUGCUGUUGGAGAACUGGACCAGUUGCGGAUGGGUUGAGACACACCCCGUGGAGGUCCCGACACCGGGCCCCCGGGCUGUGUGCAUUCUGGGCUGGUCUGCGGUGCUAACGAGGGUGAUCCGGACAGACCGGGGGGGCCAAGAGAGAGAAUGCAGGGGGUGACGGUGACCGGAGAGGCGCCAACUCUGAGCGGGGGCGGGAGGGAAGAGCAGCGGCCCCUGAAGCAGUCUCUGAGUGGCUCCCUCUGCAGGGACUCGCACUGGAAGUGCCUGCUGCUGACCCUGCUGAUGCUGGGCUGCUUCGCCACGCUGGCCUGGUGCUCCCUCUGCCGCAUCACCGUCAUGGCCUCCGACGACCACGGCCCCGCCCUGUACUACGGCGACCGCGCCCGGCUCUACCACGACAGCCCCUGCUCCAGCGGCUACGUCUACAUCCCGCUGGCAUUCCUGGCCAUGCUCUACGUGGUCUACCUGGUGGAGUGCUGGCACUGCUACUCCAAGACGGCCUCGCUGGCGCGCGUGGAGAUCAGCGAGGUGUACGAGCGCGUGCAGCGCCUCCAGCAGGCCACGCCCUGCAUCUGGUGGAAGGCCAUCAGCUACCACUACGUGCGGCGGACGCGGCAGGUGACGCGCUACCGCAACGGCGACGCCUACACCACCACGCAGGUGUACCACGAACGCGUCAACACGCACGCGUCCAGCUCCGAGUUCGACUACACGCGGCACGGCGUCAAGGACGUCUCCAAGGAGCUGCUGGGCCUGCUGGAGCACCCGGCCACCCGUCUGCGCUUCACCAAGUGCUUCAGCUUUGCCAGCGCCCGCGCCGAGGCCGCCUACCUCACACAGCGCGCCCGCUUCUUCAGCGACAACGAGGGCCUGGACGACUACAUGGAGGCGCGGGAGGGCAUGCACCUGAAGAAUGUGGACUUCCGCGAGCACAUGCUGGCCUUCCCGGACCCCGCCCGGCCGCCCUGGUUCUCGCGCCGCCGUGUCUUCUGGUUGGCGUCCGCCCUGCUGCUGUCCUGGCCACUGCGCGUGGUGUCCGAGUACCGCACUGCCUACGUCCACUACCACGUGGAGAAGCUGUUCGGCGAGAGCGAGGACAGCGAGGACAACGACGGCGGCGAGGCGGCAGGGGGUUACCGGCCGGCGGAGAACGGCGGGCCGGGUCUCCGGCUCAUCUCGCGCGUCAACACGGUGGACAUGACGGAGCUUGAGUGGCACAUCCGCUGCAACCAGCAGAUGGUGCCCAGCUACUCGGAGGCCCUGUUGAUGGACGUGGGCUCGGCGGGGGUGUCUGCGCACGCCGCAGGGGGCAUGGGGGGCACCGUGGCGAGCACCGUGGCCGCCAUGGCGGGGGCGGCCGCCAUGCACAACUCAGGCUACUUCCUGCAGAGCUGCCCGCGUUGCCGCCGAUCCACCAGCAGCUCCUCGCUCCCCUGCCGGGUGCGGGGCAACGUGGCGAUGGGCGCCAGCGCCCUGCCCAGCGGGACAGUGGCCGGGGGCGGGGCCAGGCUGGCACCGAGCCGCAGCGGCUUCUCGCUGGGCCGCCUGCACACGGGGAGGCACGCCAGCCUCUUCCACUCCUGGAGCGUGGGUGGAGCCCUCGGUGGGAGGUGGGAUGAGGGGGGUGGCGGUGGGGGUGGGGGCGGGGGCGUUGGGGGGUUCCUGGGUUUGGGGUCUCGUCAGGACGAGGAGAGCAGGGGCGUGCUGGAGGGACAGGGGGAUGAGGAUGAUGAUGAUGAGGAAGAGGAAGGGAGGAGAGGGCCAGAGCAGGACCUUGAGGUGGGGCUGGGGGCGGACAGGGAUGGAGAGAGGGACAGACCUCCAGCCUACCAUGACGCACUCUUCUUCCCCGUGCUGAUCGUACAUGGGGAUGAGAGCUGUCAUGGAGAGGACGCCCCCAUGAGGCUGGGAGGAGUCAGUGCAGAGAGAGACGGAUGAGAACAGAGCGAAAGAAAGGGGGGAGGAAAGAGAGAGAGAGUGAGGUGGAAAAAAUAGAGAAGGAACCCAGAGAUCUGUGUGAGGAUGGAAAAGAAAGGUGAGAGGGAGGAGGCACAGGAAGUACAGGAAGUAACUGGUCUCCCUAAAAUGGGAGGAGAAGAGAGAAGCAGUGGAGUGGUUGUUCUCUGUGUGUCCUUCCCUCAUCAGGAAAAACUGAAAAAUGUCUCCCCACGCAAGAAAAACAAGCAAACAACGCAUAAGAAAGACUCUACACUUGCUCAUGAAGGUAGAAAAAUCAUUUGAAUCUGGGAGCCAGAGAUCUCUUAGCACUGGAACAGAGAGUAACCUAUAUUGCCUGGAGAACAGUGACACAGUUAAAAAUAAUCAUCUAAGCAGUUCACAGGCGCAGGACUGGAAUGUACUCUGCCUCUCUCCCAAUGGGAUCUGCUGUCUGUCCCAGCAGUCUGCUCUGGACAAAUCUCAGUCACGACUCACGAUUCUGAUUCUGAGUCACAGCAAAAGAUCAAGUCCAAUCUAUAAAAUAAAAAAGGAUGUGAUCUACCAGCAGCUCCUCAAGCUCAUGAUAUGCUGGAUUUCAUUUAGUCACAACUACAACAUAACAACUGAAGAACAUCAGCCUUUGAGUUCUAUGUGUCCUUCAUUAUAUAACCAUGUAGUUAAUAAGAUAGCAGACAUUUUGAAUUGAAGGAGGUGCAGUUAGGAUCCUCCAGGUCUGUAUCUCAGUGCUUAGUGCUGAGGAUGAUGGGCUUUACAGAGCGUGCUGGACCUCUCUGCUGCUGAUCGGACCGGACCUCCUUAAAAACGGCCUUUUCAAAUCGGAGAUCCACAUUGGGUCUCUCCUCCACCUCUCCCUUAUAUUCGAUCGGCAGGAAAUACAAGCAUUUAUGUCUCCCUCUAAGGCAACUUGGACAUUUGAUAUGAAAAUAUAUUUGAAACAAAUAAAAAUACCCAUGGUGCACUCUGCUCUGCAGGAAGGGAAAAUGGCGCCGGUCCCUUUCUGGAUUCUUGGUUGUGCGACGGACAGGGUUGGGUGUGAUUGUAUGAGAGAUGAACCGUCCUGGCCCUGCCUCCCUGAGACAGGACAGGAAUCUGUACAGAGGGGCAAGUCCCCUCUCCAGGGUGUCUGCUAAAAAGAGGAGGAGGGAAAAAAAGCCUGUUUGACUGUUUGGGAGAAGAGGGGGUUAAGGAAAGGAGGGGUGAACGAUGGCCCUCCCUGACUGUUUGGUCUGGCACAUCAGCUGUCACCACUUGCUCUUUCUGCUGAGCGAUCUCUCCAUCUUUCUGCUUUAGUUUCUCCUUUGCCUCACCAUCUUGUAGUCUUGUAUCUGGUUAUGUUUCUUCACUUGCUUUACUGCUGAAUGUUGCGUUAUGGGGAAAGGUUAUAAUCGUGUUCACCAAUAACGUACUGUACACAGGCAACAUGCACACACAAAUACAUCAAAUGCAUGCACACAGAUACAUAUACACAUAUAUGCAAUCUAGAACACACAUAUACACACGCAUACAAUCACACACAAACUCACAUAACCACACGUGCAAUCAAGUACACCAAAUAUGUACACACACACACACACACACACACACACACACACAAACAUGUGCACACUCAUACAAUGCAGAUGCCCAUUCACUCAUUUACACCUUAUUCAUAGAAGGACAAUGCUGUAUGAGUAAGUGAAUCAGAGACUCAGUUAGUGAAUCAGUUUAUGAUUAGUUAAUCAGUGCCUGUGGAAAUGAAUGGGACUUAGUCAGAGAUGCAGUCAGUUCUACUGCUGCUUCCUCCAGUUCCAGCCAAAAUAAGCAGGAAAUGGUCAAAAACCAGUCAAUAACAAACAUUAAACAUUCAGUAGGAUCUGAAUGGUCAAAACACCAUAUGAGAAAAACACCUCUCUGCUGAAUGCAUUCAGAUGUUGUUGGCACGACGUGUAUCAAUUGUGGAAUGUUCUCCUUUUGUAAGAGCAAUGGUGUUUUGGUGAGUGAGAGGGAGAUGGUUCUAGCUCUCAGAUGCAGUUCAGCAUCGUCGUAUAUACUUUUUUGAUCUCUGGCAUAUCUGUGGGUUGUUGUUAUUGUCAGAGUGGCUGCCUCUAUGGGAAUGUUACUUUCACAUGUGUGUCCAUUCUAGAGACACAGAGCCCCCCAUACAAAGCACAUUUACACGUUUAAUGCACAAUGUACACAAGCGAACACAUACAGUACACGCACACUCGCAUGCACGCACUUGGGCACAGUCGCAUGCGCGUGUGCACACACACAGCCACACACACACACACAUACGGGCACAUAUACAUACACACAAGUACCAGCACAUAUCCCAGCAAAGCUGAACAUAUCACGCACACAUUCUGACGUGAGCAGACAUAACAGUAGGCAAACACAUACACAAACACACCCACACACACAUCUACAAAAGCUCAACCUCAAGCAAAUAAGAGGGGCACACACACGUGUACAUGGACACAUGGUUGAGCACAAAUACACAGAGAAGCAAGCAGAGCAGGGAAGUCUGUGAAUGUGAUACUUAAAGUGUACAGACCUGUAAAUGCACUGAAUGAAUGUACUAGCACAGCACAGUGGUGCGUCUUAUGGUGAGUGUGUUAGGAGUGUGUGUGUGUGUGUGUGUGUGUGUGUGUGUGUGUGUCAGGGAGGGGGGGCAGGUUGGGUAAACUCAAGAAAGCUCAGCAACACGCUCAAAACUACACCAGUUACUGAAACAAUUA
Megalops cyprinoides (Indo-Pacific tarpon) is the source of this 5224-nucleotide messenger RNA. It is a transcript of the gene tmem151a, whose product is annotated as transmembrane protein 151A. The coding region runs from base 693 to 2486 and encodes 597 amino acids. The transcript has 2 exons. NCBI's taxonomy places the organism in Eukaryota, Metazoa, Chordata, Actinopteri, Elopiformes, Megalopidae. The record is from RefSeq and is a predicted model, not a curated record.